UAUUGCAUUUUUAUAAUGGCUGCAAUAGGAAUAGAUCUUGGUACAACAAAUUCAUGCGUGGCAGUUUACAGGAAGGAUCAGGUUGAAAUCAUUGAAAACAACGAAGGAAAUCGAAUUACUCCCUCGUUUGUCUCAUUUACUGAAGAUGAUGAAAGACUUGUUGGUGAUGCAGCAAAACAAGAAGCGUCUACUAAUUUUGAAAAUACAUUGUUCCAAAUGAAGAGAUUGAUUGGGAGAACUUACGACGACCCAAUUGUGCAAGAAGAUUCGAAGUUGUUGCCAUUUAACGUCAUUGACGAUAGCAACAAACCAAAAAUAGAAGUUAGAUUAAAGGAUGGAGAAACAAAAGUAGAAUUCAAAAGAGAAAUAUUAAGUCCUGAGGAUGUAUCCGCGAUGGUUCUUGAGUCAUUGAAGAAAGCAGCUGAGAUUAAACUCAAACCCAAAAUAGUUACAGAUGCUGUAAUUACAGUUCCUGCUUACUUCAACGAUUCGCAACGCAAAGCGACAUUACUCGCUGGAAAAAUAGCCGGGCUCAACGUUCUACGAAUGAUAAAUGAGCCCACCGCUGCAGCAAUUGCAUAUAAUUUGAAUAGAGAGGGAACAGAAAAGCAGGAUGUACUUAUUUUCGAUCUUGGAGGCGGUACAUUUGAUGUCUCAAUUGUAAAAAUUAAUAACGGCAAAAUUGACGUCCAGGCCGUAGGAGGGGAUGCACAUUUGGGAGGAGACGACUUUGACAAUCACAUGAUCGAACAUUUUGUCGCCGAAUUUAACAGUAAAAACAACUGUGACAUGUCCCAAAACAAAAUUGCAAAACAAAAGUUACGGCGUCAGUGCGAAAUGGCUAAAAGAAUGCUAUCAUCGAAAACGUCGACUAGAUUAAAUGUGGAUGCAUUGCACGAUAAAAUCGACUUUCAUAGCAGAAUAAAUCGAGCAACAUUUGAGGAGUUGAACAAAGAUUUAUUUUUGAAAAUCACAGAGAUUAUAAACUCAACACUUUCUGAUGCAAAGAUAAAAAAAAAAGAUAUUGACCACGUUGUGCUGAUCGGUGGAUCAACUCGAAUUCCAAAAAUCCGGGGGAUUAUUAAGAAUUUGUUUGCAGAAAGCAAAAUAGAUAUGAGUAUAAACCCAGACGAGGCUGUUGCUUAUGGUGCAGCUGCUUUAGCGGCAAAAAUAUCUCCAAAUAUAUCUUUCGAGGCCAAUAAAUUUGUGCUGCAUGAUGUGGCGCCGCUAUCGCUUGGCUGGAAAGAUUAUCUUGAUAAGAUGGUCAACAUAGUUGAACGAAACACCACAAUACCAACCGAAAAAUGGAGUAGAGUCUUUACUGUUAAAGACGACCAAACAACUCUUUUGUUCAAGAUUUAUGAAGGAGAGAGGCCUUUUGCGAAAGACAACCACUUUCUUGGAAGUUUUGUACUCGAUGAAAUACCGGCAGCUUUGCUUUAG
Molecule: messenger RNA, 1443 nt
Organism: Styela clava
Lineage: Eukaryota; Metazoa; Chordata; Ascidiacea; Stolidobranchia; Styelidae
Source: RefSeq, a predicted model, not a curated record